UCUCCUCCUCCGAUCUUCUGUGCAUCAGAUCUAGCAAUGGUUGGGAAACAUCAGAACCAUCAUCAUCACACUCCCCACAGACCCAGAUCGAAAACCCUAAUCUUCACGCUUCUCCUCUUCUCCUUCUCUCUACUCGUCAUCCUCUACUCCUUCUCUUCCUCCGCCCUUCCCUCCGUCUCCUAUCCAAACCAAUCUGACCGAACAGAAACAUCCUUCGUCCCCUCCCUCGAGAAAUUCCUGAUCCACAAGGCCCCGAAGCUCUCAAUUAGAGACGACACUGUACAUGGCGAGAGGGAUGAUAGGAAGCUCGAUGAGAUGGUGUUCGAAAGAGAGAAUCGGUUGUUGAACGAAGACCCGGUUUAUCCAGUCGGGUAUCCGGUUAAGGUCUACGUGUACGAGAUGCCAAAGAAGUUCACUUUGGAUCUCCUCUGGCUGUUUCACAACACUUACAAAGAGACUUCGAACGCCACUUCUAACGGUAGCCCUGUGCAUCGCCUUAUCGAGCAGCACUCUGUUGAUUAUUGGCUAUGGGCUGAUCUGAUCUCUCCUGAAUCCGAAAGGCGUUUGAAGAGUGUGGUGCGGGUCCAUCAGCAGCAUGAAGCUGAUUUUUUCUACGUUCCGUUUUUCACUACAAUCAGCUUCUUCUUGUUGGAGAAGCAGCAAUGCAAAGCACUCUAUAGGGAAGCUCUGAAGUGGGUCACUGAUCAGCCUGCUUGGAAAAGAUCUGAGGGAAGGGAUCAUAUCUUUCCUAUUCACCAUCCUUGGUCUUUCAAGACCGUCCGCAAAUUUGUGAAGAACGCAAUCUGGCUUUUACCGGAUAUGGACUCGACUGGGAACUGGUAUAAGCCUGGGCAAGUCUCACUGGAGAAAGACCUGAUUCUUCCUUAUGUUCCCAAUGUGGAUAGAUGUGAUGCCAAAUGCUUGUCAGAAAGUGCACCAAAGAGGACCACUCUUCUUUUCUUCCGAGGGCGGCUUAAGAGGAAUGCUGGAGGUAAAAUACGUGCCAAGCUUGGUGCAGAGCUAAGUGGUGUUAAGGAUGUAAUCAUCACUGAGGGGACUGCCGGAGAGGGAGGGAAAUUCGCAGCUCAGGGAGGCAUGCGUAGAUCUUUAUUCUGUUUGUGUCCGGCUGGUGACACACCAUCCUCGGCGAGAUUGUUCGAUGCCAUAGUUAGUGGCUGUAUACCUGUUAUAGUCAGUGACGAGCUGGAACUUCCUUUUGAAGGAGUACUUGAUUACAAGAAGGUUGCUGUGAUCGUUUCUUCUAGUGAUGCUAUACAACCAGGGUGGCUUAUCAAUCAUCUAAGAAGCCUUACACCUUCCCAAGUCAAAGAAUUCCAGAAUAGGCUUGUUCAAUACUCGCGGCAUUUCCUAUAUUCCAGCCCUGCUCAGCCAUUAGGUCCAGAAGACUUGACAUGGAGAAUGAUAGCUGGAAAGCUGGUGAAUAUCAAGCUUCACACAAGGAGGUCACAACGGGUUGUUAAAGGAUCAAGAAGUAUUUGCAGAUGUGAUUGCUGGAGACCUAACUCUACAGCCUCCAACCCAUUGAGUCCUCUCUUGUCUUAAGAUCCAUCACUCCACUUCACUUUUUCAGUCUUAAAGUCCACUGGAUAUGUAUACUCGAGGUCACAGUUUUUGAAAUUCCUAUACAAUUGAACUUAUUGCUUACUAUGUUAUAUAUUGUAAGGUCAUCCAACUUUAGCCAUGUGGAACUGUUAUGAAUCGUUAAUGGUUUCUAAGACUGGAUAUGCAUCUCUACGCAAUUUUUAUUUCUCUCAUUUGCUGCUUA
This is a messenger RNA of Brassica oleracea var. oleracea, 1786 nucleotides long. RefSeq names its product probable arabinosyltransferase ARAD1. NCBI's taxonomy places the organism in Eukaryota, Viridiplantae, Streptophyta, Magnoliopsida, Brassicales, Brassicaceae. The record is from RefSeq and is a predicted model, not a curated record. Bases 37 to 1563 code for a protein of 508 amino acids. Gene Ontology annotation, molecular function: glycosyltransferase activity. The transcript has 9 exons.